Molecule: messenger RNA, 2776 nt
Organism: Mizuhopecten yessoensis (Yesso scallop)
Lineage: Eukaryota; Metazoa; Mollusca; Bivalvia; Pectinida; Pectinidae
Product: N-acetyl-D-glucosamine kinase-like
Exons: 10
Coding region: 83-1117 (344 amino acids)
Molecular function (GO): N-acetylglucosamine kinase activity
Source: RefSeq, a predicted model, not a curated record
CUGAAACACAAAAAACAACCGGAGGAGUGUGUGUUGACAUUACACGGUAGCUGGGAGGGAUAGAAAACAGACAGCGGGUAAAAUGGCGGGUGACAGCACGUACGAAUAUUUCGGCGGGAUCGAAGGAGGUGCUACACAUUCCAAGAUGGUACUCUUCCGAUCAGACGGCAAAGUGAUGGCCUGGACAGAGGGUCCAUCCACCAAUCAAUGGCUAGUUGGACAGGAGGAAUGCCUGAAGAGAGUUAGUCAGAUGGUCCAAGAGGCAAAGAAAAUUGCAGGUCUGGACGAGGACAAACCUAUUAAGGCUCUGGGAUUAGCUAUGAGUGGAGCAGACCAAAAGGAAGCUCAGCAGCAAAUUAUUGAUGGCAUGAAAUCCAAAUAUAGUCAAGUGAGUCAGAAUGUGGCGGUUUCCAGUGAUACAAAUGGCUCCAUAGCAACAGCCACUGCAACAGGGGGAAUAGUCCUGAUAGCAGGUACAGGGUCAAACUGUCAGCUCGUUAACCCUGACGGCAGUACCUACAGGUGUGGUGGAUGGGGCCACCUGAUAGGGGACGAGGGCUCAGCCUACUGGAUUAGCCAGCGAGCUAUGAAGGCGUACUUUGAUCACGAGGACAACCUCCACCCUCUGAAGUGUGACGUAACCUUCGUCAGGGACACAAUGCUGAAAUAUUUCAAGAUAGAGGAGAGAAAUGGACUCCUCCACUACCUGUACACAAAGUUUGACAAGUCCUUCAUCGCCGGUCUGUGUAAAGAGCUAGCAGCAGGUGCCACAGAAAAAAAGGACGAACUCUGUCAGCAGUUGUUUCGCGAUGCUGGACAGAUCCUAGCCAGACAUGUUCUAGCACUGGAACCAAAGAUCGAUCAGAAACUGCUGGAGCAGGGCCUGAGUGUGGUAUGUGUGGGGUCGGUUUGGAAAAGCUGGGAUCUUAUGAAGCAAGGAUUCAUGAAGGAGAUUGAGAGUAGAGAUCACAGAAUUCGCCACCUGAGCCUAUGUGAACUUAAACAGUCGGCGGCCGUUGGUGCCGCUGGUAUAGGCGCCACAAGUGUCGGAAGCACCCUGCCACUAGACUACGCCGCUAAUGCCUCAGUGUUCUUUCAAACACAACUCGGAAAAUGAACUUUGUCUUGAUUGUUGCAGUUUAUUUAGUCAGCUUAAGGUGGAGAGUCCCAGCACUCUUUGUUGUAUCUCCAAUGAAGAAGAGUUCGUAUUUGUUUGGAAUUUUCCUGAUUCGGAGUUGCUUGUCAAUUUACUAUGUAGCAAAGAGUUAUAAACGAAAGAAAUAUAUUUAAUAUGAAAGCUUUAUUCACAAACCAUCCCUGCCACAUAGGCUAACUCUGUUGGCCUCUUGAUUAUAAAACUGGGAACCUAUCUGCUACACCACCGGCCAUUAUAUUAAUCAGGCAAAUAGUUUUCCUUAAAAAAUAUUGUGAAUGAUUAAAACAAAAUUGAACUCCCUAAAAUGGCCUGUUCCCUACAGAUGUCUUUGUAUGAAUAUGGAAGGAAGAAAAAAGGAAAACUUUCGAGGCCUGUAUACAGUAUACAAGUGAUGGGAUUCUCUACCUUAACUGACCAUUGGUUAACCGGGGAGUCUAAAUGACCAUUGGUUUACUGGUCAGUCUAAAUGACCAUUGGUUUACUGGUCAGACUAUAUAAUAUAUAAAUGACCAUUGGUUUACUGGUUUGUCUAAAUGACCGUUGGUUUACUGGUCAGUCUAAAUGACCAUUGGUUUACUGGUCAGUCUAAAUGACCAUUGGUUUAUUGGGAACUAUUUGUUCAUUACAAAUCUGGGGUUAAAUUAAGGAUCUAUGCCUAGUUGUAGAAACAAGCUAAGCUUAAAAUUUAAUUUAUACAGAUUUUUCAUGCUGUUAAUGAUAAAUUUGAAGCAAACGGUGCACAUAACUGGGAUUAAACUCAUCAUCUGAAGUCAAUUUAAGACAGGAAAUACUAAGAAUAUGUAAAGUUUGUGAUUUCUCGAAAUAUUUAUUUCAACUUUUAACUUUCCUUUGGCUUUGAACAAGUAGUUGUGGGAUGUUUGGGAAAUUUUUUUGAGGUAAAAUCUAAAAAUUGAAAGAUAUUCCUUCCUAUGAUUGUUAACUUUAUAAUUAAUUAUUCUGUGUACAGUGGAGCAUAUAAUUUCAGCAGGCACUAAUGUUUCUAGGUUAACCAAAAAUAAUGUUCCCAGCUGAAGUGGUUAGAUUGUGAGACAGGUGAAAUCACAUGAACAAUUUUGUAAAGAAUAAAAUAGCCAAUAUGUCUACUGUAACACGGAUGGGAUAGUGGGACAACCGUAUCAGUUAUAUCUUGAAGGGCUAUAUCUUGCAAAUGAGUGUAAACUGUACUUAAAAUGGGAUGAAAAACAUCCAUCAACAUUGCAGAUUAUGAAAAAAAAUACUUUUUGUAUAAAGUGUUUCAUAAUUGUCCAUAUAGAAACUACUCUAUGCCAGAAAACUUUUGCCCAGUCAAGUUUUGUUCCCUUCGCCUUUAAAAUCCAUAUUCACCAGAGUUAAUUUCGCCCUUCAUUUCUCAUUGCUAUACAUAUUAUGUUAAAUUUGCCCUCAUUAUAGAGGGUGAAAAAAAGGCGCAAAUUUUCCUGUAUACAGUAUUUGAUUAAAUUAUGCAGUAGUUAGGAGACUCAACUGAAACAAAAAAAAAGAUGAUAUUUAUUUCUAGUUAUUUGCAUAUUCAAUAUUCAUUAGCCCUUUCACCUCUGUAGACCAUAAUGGACUCAUCUGUACCAAUGCAUGGUAGAGUCUACUUAAGUUACAUAGGGGUGA